AUUGUACAGUAGAGCUGACUUUUGAGUUGUGGAUCUUUUAGAGGGUGUGGUGCAUGACAAUCAUGGAUUUGGGUGGUGCCAACUGUAUUGGCCUUCCAACCACUUCCUCUUCUCUGUCAUACCAUUUUCGCCCGAAGUUUCAGUUCGUCUUCAACUAUAGAUCUUUAAAGACAUCUCGGAAGUUCUUGCCUUCUCAUCGAGCAAUGGGUUCCUCUCCUUCUUCCCCUAGAGCAGAUCAUGUUCAAGAAGGUGAUAAGAAUCAUGUAUCGAUAAGUGAAGAAGAGUGGAGGAAGCGUCUUACACCAGAACGAUUUUACAUCACUCGACAGAAGGGAACUGAGAGAGCUUUCACUGGGCAGUAUUGGAAAACUAAAACGCAAGGAACUUACCACUGCAUUUGUUGUGACACACCUCUGUUUGAAUCAUCAACAAAAUUUGAGAGUGGAACCGGUUGGCCGUCUUACUACCAACCCAUUGGAAACAAUGUGAAGUCAAAGUUAGACAUGUCAAUAAUUUUCAUGCCUCGACAGGAAGUUCUUUGUGCAGUUUGUGGGGCUCAUCUUGGUCAUGUCUUUGAUGACGGUCCACCUCCCACAGGGAAGCGGUAUUGUAUUAACAGUGCUUCGUUAAAACUGAAACCAAACUAGGGAAAAAUUUGACCGAGAGAGAGAGCAAGAACAAGGGAUGUGGUAUCCAAGUUCAUGUACCGCCAGUAUCAAGUCUUCUGCUAAGAUUCCUUUUCAGUUUCCUACCCUGGGACAGUAUGUGUAUAUCUAUACAAUCCUUACUUCUCUCUGUGGUUCUCUUGCUUGUUUGCUGUAGAAUUCUGUAACUGCUUACUUAGUGUGGUUGUGAUAUUCUCGGAUAUAAA
Messenger RNA from Macadamia integrifolia, 871 nucleotides. Its product is annotated as peptide methionine sulfoxide reductase B1, chloroplastic. The transcript has 5 exons. The coding region runs from base 54 to 647 and encodes 197 amino acids. Gene Ontology annotation, cellular component: cytoplasm. Gene Ontology annotation, biological process: protein repair; response to oxidative stress. The record is from RefSeq and is a predicted model, not a curated record. Gene Ontology annotation, molecular function: peptide-methionine (R)-S-oxide reductase activity. NCBI's taxonomy places the organism in Eukaryota, Viridiplantae, Streptophyta, Magnoliopsida, Proteales, Proteaceae.